AUGCCUAUAACCGCACCAGGAGUGUUACUAGCCAAGACUAUGACCAGGACGGACGCAGCGCAAGCCACGUUAAUAUUCGCGAUGAUCAACAAUGAGUAUCUUGAGAACGUCGACUCCACCCUUGUGAGCUCGGUCACUGUUUUCAUCAACCAGAAGUGA
Molecule: messenger RNA, 159 nt
Organism: Perkinsus marinus ATCC 50983
Lineage: Eukaryota; Perkinsozoa; Perkinsida; Perkinsidae
Exons: 2
Coding region: 1-159 (52 amino acids)
Source: RefSeq, a predicted model, not a curated record